This is a messenger RNA of Saimiri boliviensis boliviensis (Bolivian squirrel monkey), 5480 nucleotides long. It is a transcript of the gene RXRA, whose product is annotated as retinoid X receptor alpha. Gene Ontology annotation, cellular component: nucleus. Gene Ontology annotation, molecular function: sequence-specific DNA binding; nuclear steroid receptor activity; zinc ion binding. The record is from RefSeq and is a predicted model, not a curated record. NCBI's taxonomy places the organism in Eukaryota, Metazoa, Chordata, Mammalia, Primates, Cebidae. Gene Ontology annotation, biological process: regulation of DNA-templated transcription.
CCCGCCACCCCCCCGCCGGCGCCGCAGCGCCGCGGUCGGAGCGGGGCGCGGGCGCGCGGCGGCGGCGGCGGGGGCGCGGGCCGGGCGCGCGCGGCGGCGGCGGCGCGCAGACACAAGUAGUUUACAUUGUUGGGCGACUUUUGCAACAACUCGCCGCGCCGCGGCCUCCGCGCGCCGCCGCCGCCGCCGCCGCCGCCGCAGCCGCCGGCUCCCCGCCGCCCGGGCCCGGGCCGGCCGCGCCGGGGGCGCCGCGCCCGCCGCCCGCUGCCCGCGCCGCCGGCCGGGCAUGAGUUAGUGGCAGACAUGGACACCAAACAUUUCCUGCCGCUCGAUUUCUCCACCCAGGUGAACUCGUCCCUCACCUCCCCGACAGGCCGAGGCUCCAUGGCCGCCCCCUCGCUGCACCCGUCCCUGGGGCCUGGCAUUGGCUCCCCAGGGCAGCUGCACUCCCCCAUCAGCACCCUGAGCUCCCCCAUCAAUGGCAUGGGCCCACCCUUCUCCGUCAUCAGUUCCCCCAUGGGCCCGCACUCCAUGUCGGUGCCCGCCACACCCACCCUGGGCUUCAGCACUGGCAGCCCCCAGCUCAGCUCACCCAUGAACCCCGUCAGCAGCAGCGAGGACAUCAAGCCUCCCCUGGGCCUCAAUGGCGUCCUCAAGGUCCCCGCCCAUCCCUCAGGAAACAUGGCAUCCUUCACCAAGCACAUCUGCGCCAUCUGCGGGGACCGCUCCUCAGGCAAGCACUACGGCGUGUAUAGCUGUGAGGGCUGCAAGGGCUUCUUCAAGCGGACGGUGCGCAAGGACCUGACCUACACCUGCCGGGACAACAAGGACUGCCUGAUUGACAAGCGGCAGCGGAACCGGUGCCAGUACUGCCGCUACCAGAAGUGCCUGGCCAUGGGCAUGAAGCGGGAAGCCGUGCAGGAGGAGCGGCAGCGAGGCAAGGACCGGAACGAGAACGAGGUGGAGUCGACCAGCAGUGCCAACGAGGACAUGCCCGUGGAGAGGAUCCUGGAGGCCGAGCUGGCUGUGGAGCCCAAGACCGAGACCUACGUGGAGGCCAACGUGGGGCUGAACCCCAGCUCGCCGAACGACCCCGUCACCAACAUCUGCCAGGCAGCCGACAAGCAGCUGUUCACCCUGGUGGAGUGGGCCAAGCGCAUCCCGCAUUUCUCAGAGCUGCCCCUGGACGACCAGGUCAUCCUGCUGCGGGCAGGCUGGAACGAGCUGCUCAUCGCCUCCUUCUCCCACCGCUCCAUCGCCGUGAAGGACGGGAUCCUCCUGGCCACCGGGCUGCACGUCCACCGGAACAGCGCCCACAGCGCAGGGGUGGGCGCCAUCUUUGACAGGGUGCUGACGGAGCUCGUGUCCAAGAUGCGGGACAUGCAGAUGGACAAGACGGAGCUGGGCUGCCUGCGUGCCAUCGUCCUCUUCAACCCCGACUCCAAGGGGCUCUCGAACCCGGCCGAGGUGGAGGCGCUGAGGGAGAAGGUCUAUGCGUCCCUGGAGGCCUACUGCAAGCAGAAGUACCCAGAGCAGCCGGGAAGGUUCGCCAAGCUCCUGCUCCGCCUGCCGGCUCUGCGCUCCAUUGGGCUCAAGUGCCUGGAACAUCUCUUCUUCUUCAAGCUCAUCGGAGACACGCCCAUUGACACCUUCCUCAUGGAGAUGCUGGAGGCCCCACACCAAAUGACUUAGGCCCUCGGGCCCACCCUUCGCGCCCACCCGGUCCGGCCACCCCGCCUGGACGCCGCCGCUCUUCUCAGCCUGAGCCCUGUCCCUGCCCUUCUCUGCCUGGCCUGUUUGGACUUUGGGGCGCAGCCUGUCACUGCUCUGCCUAAGAGAUGUGUUGUCACCUCCUCCUUUCUGUUACUACUUGUCUGUGGCCCAGGGCAGUGGCUUUCCUGAGGUGGCAGCCUGAGUGGCAAGAACUAGUGAGCCCGGCCAGGCGCCUCCCCAUGGGCUCUCGGGACGCCCUGCCACACCCCAUGGGGCUUGGGUGGCUCACAGGGGUCUCCCGGCUCUGGGCCCUGGAGCUGCAGGAGUUGGGAACAGGGCCUCGGUUCCAUUGCUGUUGAUGGAUGCUGGUUUUCAGAAUUCCCGUGUGGCCAUCCUGUCUGGAGUGACGUCUUCGCCUGCUCUGAGUACCGGUGCCCCGCCUGCCCAUGACAGCUCCCCCUAAUCAGGAGGAGGGGACAGCUAGGGGCACAGGCUGGCGUGUGAUCAGCCAAGACCUCAGCUGCCUCGGGGAUGAGAGGGCCCAGCAGGCUGCCCUGUGCUGUGAGUGAAGGGAGAGUAGCGUCUUUUUCCAAAGAUAACUCGAGGUGUUGCCCUCCGGCCAACGAGAAUAUGAGCCGACCUCUGUGCUGGGUUUCGGGGCCACCUCCAGGCUGCAGGGACGGGUGUCGCCCACCCCCUCGGUUUUCUCUCUGCCUUGGUGUCCUGGCUUCAGACUCCCCCUUCCAGUGGAGACCGGAGUGCCUCGGUCCCUCCCCAGCCUGGGUCUUCUCCUGGCCCUGCCGGCUGGGCUGAGGCCUGUCCUUGGUUCCUGCAGGGUGGGGCGUCACCAUGUCCCUGGCCUUGCUGGAAGCACAGGGCUGUGCUGACCUGCAACCAUCUGUGAGGCCCGCGUGGGUGGGAGGGGAGGGGGCAGGUGGCCUGGAGAGGGGGGCUCAGGAACUGGGACCUCGUGGCCUGGCGCGGCUCUGCAGGGGCAUCGGUGGGACCCUCACUCAGGCCUUCUCUCCGCUACCAGUGUGUCUAAAAGACUUGGAACCUGAGAACCCUGAGUCGCAGUGCCCUUGGUCCCGGGCCAUACGCAGGCCCUGGUGGGACCACCCAGCCCGGUGGUAUCCAGAGACAGCGUGCUCACCCAGAGCCUUACUUGGGAGCCUCACUGAACGCCCGCUCUGGUUGACGGUGCGGGGCUGAGGGCCUCCCCGGCUCAGCCCCGUGUGGCCCGGCGCGCCUCCCGCAGGCUGUCCCCCGUCCAGUGGUGCAGGGCUCUCUCAGGUUGAACUCGCCUCGUUUGCACUGGAAGGCCCUUCCUUUGGCCUGAGAACUUUUCCUGUUCACGCCUCAGUCCCGUGGACCCAGCCUUUGUCAGUAGCAGGUGCCUGAACAGCAGCCGGGUGGGGGAUGCAGGAGGGGCCUCGUCUUCCCAGCAGCGGUCUAGCAAUGGAGCGGGGAGUAGGCGUCUUCUCCAAAGGCUUUCCCCACCUGGAGCAGGGGAGUGUGGGCUGCCCCAGCAGGGGCUCCUCGGUGGGGAGGGGAGCUGCCUGGGGGGUUGGGCUGGGAGGCAGCGGCUCAGAGGGGCAGCGUUCCAGCCUUUGUGGGGAAGAAAGUGUCCAUUCUUUGCCUUCCUGGAGCUUCUAGCCAGAGCUGAGCUGAGGGACUGGGUGGAGGCUGCAGCUGAGUCUGCUCGAGACAGAGACUGGCGGAGGUUCCAGAAGCCUCUCAUUCCCGCUCCCCUCCACCCCUGCCUUUUAGCAGUGUGGAUCCCCAGAGGUGUCCUCUGUCCAGCCACCAUCCUGAGGCAGAGUGGUGAGCCUCACACCUGUAACAGGCCCCUGGUUCCUCCCAGGCACUGCCGGGUGCUCUGGGGCCCAGUGGUGGGAGCGUGAGAGACCCCACACCAACACCCGGUGCCUUCUGCGGCCAGUGCCCGUCCGUGUGCGCCCAGACACUCGGGAAUGCCCGCAGCUCCAGAGGAAGAAGCCCAGGGCCGGGGCCUCGUUUUCGGGGGCUCGGCUUCUUCUUGGCAGCCCUGCCAUUUCCAGCUCUGGCUGGCUGGCUGUAAAGCUCUGAGCGCCCCCCCCCCCCCGCCCCGCCGGACUGCCAACCUCUGAAAGCAGAACCCUGGCUUCCCCAGCCCCUGCAGCCUUCCCCACCAGCCUUCCUGCCCCUCCUCAUCGGCUUUGGGGUUGUACAGCCUGUGCUGUCGGUUCGAAAAGGUGACGCGUGAGGAGUGUGGCUCAUUACUCAGUGGAGAGGCAGAGUUUCUAUUUUACCAGACCUGCAGUAGUAUUACCAAUCUGGUUCAGUUAAGGUGAUUUUUUUGUAAUUAUUACUUUGGUGGGACAAUCUUUAAUUUUCUAAAGAUAGCACUAACAUCAGCUCAUCAGCCACCUGUGCCUGUCCCUGGCUCGGCCCGGCUGGAUGAAUCGGCUUCCCCGCAGGCCCCCCUUUGCAGUGGCUGCUUCCUGGGCCACCAGGGCACCCUGACGCCUUCAGGCGAGUUCCUCAGCUGGUCACCUCCUUGCUUUGCCUUCUGAUGGGGCUCCUGAGGCUGAGGAGUGAAGAUGCCGCAGGGCUGGGCCACCCUAGGCUUUGUCAGGUGUGUUUUGGAAGCUGGCCUGCUGGGACCCUCCACCCUAGGGCCUGUGUCAGCUACCGGCCCUCUGCACCCUGGAAGCACACGGGCUCUGGGAAAGACAGCCCUGAUCUUCGGUGUUCCAAGUCACGGUGUUCCCCAAGAAUUCUGGGCUGGUGGCUUGAUGGCCGUGCUGGAGAAGACCCUGAGCCUUUCCCCGUGGGUCACCCAGGAGGGCCUGGCCAGCAUGUGCAGCCUGUGGGUGGCCGGCUGACGUCCCCGCCGUGGUCAGGGUGCGUGACCUGGUGCCCAUCCACGCAGGUGUGUGGCGUAAACAUGGAUGUGCUGUACAGACGUGUGUGGAGAGAGCCGCACACCAGGGCCGCAGAGAGGCGGAGCAGUUACCAAUGUUUCGUGUUUAUUUUUAAUCAAGACGUUUCCCGUUUUCCUAUAAAUUUGCUUAGUGUAAGCAAGUACAUAAGGACCCUCCUUUGGUGAAAUCCGGGUUCGAAUGAAUAUCUCAAGGCAGGAGAUGCAUCUAUUUUAAGAUGCUUUGGAGCAGACAGCUUUAGCCGUCCCCAAUCCUUAGCAAUGCCUUAGCUGGGACGCAUAGCUAAUACUUUAGAGAGGCUGACGGAUACAUAAGAAAGUAACGAUAAGAGAAAAUGUCUAAAGCAUCUGGAAAGGUAAAAAAAAAAAAAUCUAUUUUUGUACAAAUGUAAUUUUAUCCCUCAUGUAUACUUGGAUAUGGCGGGGGGAGGGCUGGGACUGUUUUGUUUCUGCUUCUAGAGAUUGAUGUGAAAGCUUCCUCCGAGAGACGCCAGGGCAGGCGAUGGCAGAGGAGAGGGCCCCUGUGACAGCGGCCAGGCUUGGGAGGAAACCGCCGCCGGGGACAUCUUCCUUGGGGACAGGAGGGUGGGCCUGAGGCUUUCAAGGGUUUUCUUCCCCUUUUGAGUGAUUUUUAAAGCCUUGCUCUGUUGUGUCCUGUGGCCGGCCUUCCUGUGACUGUGACUGAAACGGCUUCCCCAUACGAUCGUCUGAAACGUGGCGGCCGCAGGUGCCGGGGUCUGAUGGACAGUGGCAUAGAAUUGUGGAAAAAAAAAAAACACGCAAAGGGAGACAUGUGAGAGAAGAAACAAAAUAUGAGUGUUUAAAAUACAUCGCCAUUCAGUUC